This is a messenger RNA of Saccostrea cuccullata (small rock oyster), 1296 nucleotides long. Its product is annotated as GATA zinc finger domain-containing protein 14-like. The record is from RefSeq and is a predicted model, not a curated record. The transcript is spliced from 5 exons. NCBI's taxonomy places the organism in Eukaryota, Metazoa, Mollusca, Bivalvia, Ostreida, Ostreidae. Bases 1 to 1296 code for a protein of 431 amino acids.
AUGGCUUCCUGUAAUUGUCGGUGUUUCUGCUGCCGUAUUGUUAGUAAUUAUUGGUGCUGUUACGUGUUUGUGUUUGACAAAAUCAAGAUCACUGGAGACUAUGAUGUGUCAGUAAAGUUACUGGAGUACAAUAGAGACCAGGACUGUAGUUGUGAUGGUGGAUUUUGGGGAUGUCACGAGUGUGACGUUUAUUUCCAAGUUUGUCUGCAACCUUUACUACCAGUACCAAAACAGACGUGCUAUGGAAAUGAUGGAAAUCACCGAGUCGUUGACACACAUCACUUUUUAUUCACUGACGCUCUGAGAGAUGCUGAUUCCUACACGUGGAGGAACAUCAAAGGGCAGCCCUCAUUUGGUAUACCAGUCUAUGUCUACGACUACGAUUCUGUCGGUGGCAGUGAUGAUCUUGGCGUGACAAGUUUUGUGUACAGAGGAAAUACAACUACAGGAUUGACAGUAACGACAACACCUGGAAAUAAAAACCUAACUAACAACAACCAUGAAGCCAACAACAACAACUACCACAGAAACAACAACCAUGAAACCAACAACAACAAAUACCACAGCAACAGCAACCAUGAAACCAACAACUACCACAGCAACAACUACCAAGAAACCAACAACAACAACAACUACCAUAGCAACAACAACCAUGAAACCAACAACAACAAAAACUACAACAGCAACAAAAACCAUGAAACCAACAACAACAACUACCGUAGCAACAAAAACCAUGAAACCAACAACAACAAGUACAACAGCAACAACAACCAUGAAACCAACAACAACGACGACCACAGCAACAACAACUAUGAAACCAACAACAACAAGUACAACAGCAACAACAACUAUGAAGCCACAGCAACAACAACAACAACAAGUACCACAGCAACAACAAUCAUAAAGCCAACAACAACUACCACAGCAACAACAACUAUGAAACCAACAACAACGACCACAGCAACAACAACUAUGAAACCAACAACAACGACGACCACAGCAACAACAACUAUGAAACCAACAACAACAAGUACAACAGCAACAACAACUAUGAAGCCAACAACAACAACAAGUACUACAGCAACAACAAAUAAAGCCAACAACAACUGCCACAGCAACAACAACCAUGAAACCAACAACAACAACUACCACAACACAGAAAACAACACCUACAACAACCAUUACUACUUCAGCCAACAACAACAACUACUUUACCAACAAGAAUUAAACAAACAACAACCAUAUUUUCAAAAACUUCAUCGAAAACAACCAUAUCAACAACCUCCAAUAGGAUAA